This is a messenger RNA of Papaver somniferum (opium poppy), 2272 nucleotides long. RefSeq names its product IRK-interacting protein-like. The record is from RefSeq and is a predicted model, not a curated record. Bases 401 to 2200 code for a protein of 599 amino acids. Lineage: Eukaryota; Viridiplantae; Streptophyta; Magnoliopsida; Ranunculales; Papaveraceae. The transcript has 2 exons.
AUUAAGAAAGGAAUUUACAUGAGCAAAGGGCGUUUCAGUAAUCUCAAGUUCAAGUCCUUUGAGUAAAAUUUACUACUCUCCCCACUUCCAUGAUCCAUUUCCUUCCUUGGCAGCUGCCUUCACAUGCUCUGGCAAGAAAGAAGCAUAACAAAGACAAAAGUAAUUGGAUUUCAGAAGUAUCCCCUGUUUGGUUCUAAAUUCCCUCCCUACUACAAGAUAGAUAUGGUCUUCAUCUUCUGUCCAAACACUUAAAUACCCACCUUUCAAUCUUUUUUAUUCUUCUUCUUCUUCUCUGUUACUAGUACUUCUCCUCCUCCUCCUCCUAGAUUUUCUACAACUAUUCAUUCAAUUAAUACAGAUAUUUUUAUGUGUUCUCUUACUCUCAACUAUUCAUUAUUUCAUGGCUGCUACAACGACUUCACGAAUGUUUCAGAAUAAUAAUGAAAUUAGCAGACAGGAAAUUCAAGGUGCCAUUGCCAAAGCAGUUGAAUUAAGAGCUUUGCAUGCUUCUUUAAUGCAAAAUAACAACACCAACAAUAGUCCUGCCAAUCUUAGAGUUUACCCGACCUCUGCUUCUCCUUCAAUUUUUCGCCAUUCUUCUCAAUUAUCUUCCCAAGAGUAUCCUGUUUUUACUCCUAGUUAUGAAGAAGAUCCAUUACCUGGGUAUCAACAAAUUCAAUUGAACAAUCAAGUUUUAUCAGAAAAUUGGGAUGGAUUUGGUUUAGAAAGAGGAGUAGAUGAAGAUGAAACGGAUUAUAUAUCAGACUAUAAAAAGGAGCCAUCUUUAAGGAACACAUUAUCACCAAGUUCAUUUAACAGAAUGAAUCCCACUUUUGAAGAUCAUAAAUCCUUCGCAAGUUCUUGUACAAAUCAUCUAACUGUUCUUCAAUCCUCACCGAAUAUAGAUAUUUUUAAAUCAAGUAGAAGAAUUGGUUCAGAAGAAAUCAAAUCUGUUACUACUUGUAAUAGAUGCAAACCAGCAACUAUUAGCACUGAAGCCGAAAUUUACAACAACAAUAUGAUUAUAAAUAAUAACAAGAGUUCAAGUAAUUUACCUCCUGUUUCAGAUUCUCAUUCACUUUCUCACCAAUCGUCACAAACAAAGAAUAAAGGGCAAAUUCUUACGAGAUUGUUUGCUAAAUUGAAGAAGAAAAACAAGAGUGAGAAAUCGCCAAAUCGAGCUGAAUCUGAAGAUAUGUCACAAAUGUUCAAGGAGUUGGGAAUUAUGUCCGUUGAAUCAUUGAAAAAAGAGUUAUUAGAAGCUAAUGAGAAUAAAACUGCAGCUUUAAUGGAGGUUGCUGAAAUGAAAUCUUCUUUAGGUGAGCUAAAGCAAAAAUUAGAGUACUUGGAGAAUUACUGUGAAGAAUUAAAGAAUGCUCUGAAACAAACAGUUCAAGGGAGAGAAACCCAAGUUUCUGAAUUGUCUGGAGGAGGAGUGCAUUCUAAAAGAGGAAAAUCAAUUGAAAUCAGUAGAGAAGAUUUUAUGCCGGUUAGUCAUGAAGCAAUGGUGGAAGGGUUUUUACAGAUAGUAUCAGAAACAAGAUUAUCAGCGAAACAUUUCUGCAAAACUCUAGUUAGUCAAAUCGAAGAAACAGAUUCUAAUUUAAUGGAUAAGUUGAAUUUACUUCUUCAACCAUACAAAUUGAAUUUGAAUUCCAGGUAUUCCAAGUCAGUUCUUUAUCACCUGGAAGCUCUUAUCAAUCAGUCACUUUAUCAAGAUUUUGAGAAUUGCGUUUUCCAGAAAAAUGGAACCCCAAAAGUAUUGGAUCCUAACAAACAAAGAAAAGCCCAGUUUUCAUCGUUCGUAGCCUUAAGAAAUUUGAGUUGGAAUGAAGUUUUAAGAAAGGGUACGAAAUAUUACAGUGAAGAAUUCAGUAAAUUCUGUGAUCAGAAAAUGAGUUGCAUAAUAUCUACACUGAAUUGGAGCAGACCGUGGCCGGAGCAACUCCUCCAGUCAUUUUUCGUUUCGGCUAAAUGUAUUUGGUUGCUUCAUUUGUUAGCGUUUUCAUUCAGUCCGCCUAUAUCGAUUCUUCGAGUUGACGAGAACAGGAAUUUUGAUUCUCAUUUUAUGGAGGAUAUUUUGAUGGAACGGCAGAAGUUGCAGCAGUCUCCGGUUAAAGUAAAAAUCAUGGUAAUGCCUGGUUUUUAUGUGCAAGAUAAGAUUCUCAAAUCUAAAGUUAUCUGUAGGCACGAACUGUAGUAUUUAUUGUAAGUUUGCAACUUAGUUAAUGAAAUUCAUUCAAUUCUCUAAUGCUAAAUUGUGUUUGUUGUA